ACGCUCUUCUCUUUUCAGACACGGAAAUAUAAUGCCGUAGACCAAAGGGUGUGCAAACGUGUAUUCGGAUAGCUAGGACUUGAUGACUUGAAGCUCUAUGCUACACCUGGCAGAAGUUGUCGCCAGAAUAAUUACACCAGAAGAAAAACAAUGUCGGAUAGGAAGGUUUAAAGGGACGGUUGCUGGAAGUUAACAAAGCUCUCGUGAAUAGAAUUCCGUUUUUUUGUUUGGGUUUAUAUCUGGUGAAGAUGGCAGUCUUAAAUUAUAAUGUCAGGAUGUACAUUGAACCUGUUGUGUUGUGCGCACAGGUGGCCAGUUCAUUUUACGACACCGGUCUGCAGUCGGUUGUCAAAGAACGAUACGAAAAUAAUCCGAAUUUCAACGACACUGGCAGUCAACAGAAGGCUAUUUCAAACUUCUACAUGAUUUACACUAUGGUGGGAAAAUUCGUUCCAAUUAUACCUGCUAUUAUUUUAGCCAAAUGUGGAGACAGGGGGUACAGAAAGUUACCCAUAGUUGUUCCUUUGAUCGGUUACUUCAUCGCCAGGAUGUUUCUUGUUUUCGUAAUCGUGUUCAAUUGGCCUCUUGAAGUUAUGUAUGGGGGAGCGGUGGUUCACGGCUUGUGUGGCGGUUUCUCCUCGUACUGGGCUGGUGUGAUUGCUCUGGUAUCCCUAAGCACGUCUGAGGAGGAAAGGUCCCCGCGCAUAAUGCGAAUGGAGCUAGUCUAUGGUUUAGCGGGGCUCGUCGGGAGUCUGGCGUCCGGUCAUCUUUUCCAGCUGUACACGGUCAAGCUAAAAUGUGGUGUAAUUUUGGUUGGACUAAGUGUGGCGCUUUAUGUCUUCUGCCUUUUAUAUUCAACAUUCGUGCUUCAGAUUGCUUGCUCAAGUGGAACCAGCCAGCGCCGUGAAAGUGUAGGCAUAUUGGAACGAAGUUAUAGAAACACCACUAACAUUGCGCUCCUGUUUGCUGGAGCGAUCUUAUAUGACGUUGCGGUCGGGGGAGGCAUGGAAAUCUUGGUGUCGUAUGUAAUGAAAGAGCCGCUUAACUGGGACGCAAAGCAGAUAGGGUACGGCAACGCUGCAGGAUUUGUGAUCUUCAUUACAAGUUUUUUGGGAGUGAAAUUGUUUUCCAGAUGCUUUAGCGAUGCGUCCUUGAUUAUGAUCGGGAUGGUGUCGUUCUGUUCCGGGAUUUACUUCAUGGCCUUCGUGACCUCGACGUAUAUGUUCUAUUUGGCACGGUGCCUCACGUUGUUUGCACUGAUUCCCAUGCCAACGAUACGCUCUCUACUAUCUAAGCAGGUGGAAGGGUCCUCGUAUGGUGUAACCCUGAUUGCGCUUCAGCUUUCCUUCAAACUGAUCAGUCUGGCUUACACCCCCAUCUACACCAAAGUGUACCAGGCCACUCUCGACGUCUUCCCUGGGUUUGUCUUCACCUUGUCCAGCAUCAUUACGUUUGUGGCCAUGGUUCCGAUAUGCAUUGUUGGAUGCAGAACUGCACAUAGGGCCUAUGAAAGGAUUGAAGGAAAUUAAGGAAGGACUAAGACACUCUCCUCGUUCAUCAAUGUGAAUGCAUGUGAAGUCAGGAACAUAUUUCACUUCUAAGGACCUAAAAGGGAGAGAUUGAAUUAAUAGUAAACAACAGUUGACUACUUUCAAAUUGUUUGCAUAUGUGUGUAUACUGUAAAUAUUUGUUUAUGUUCUCAAUGCAUUUUUUAUUUUCUGUGUUGCCACUGCCAGUGACAGUGUAUGUGUUGUUGAAUAGUUUACUUUGUGUAAAUAAUGCAUGUAAAUAUUACUGCAAGAUGUACAACAUUUCACAGCUGUUUUAAAUGUUGUAUUUUCCAUUGUAUUGGGGGUGCCUGGAAUGCCAUCUGGGUUCACAUACCAUAUGUCUUACAAAAGUGACUGGGGGCUUUAUUUUACUCAGAAAGCAUAUGCAUACAACACAGAGAUACUAUUUUACACACUUUGAUAGGGAGAGUCAGCUUGCAUAUUGGUAUUGUUGAAUUUAAGUCAAAGUGGUACAAAAUGUAUGUAAUGCUUAAGUAAAAUGCACAUUAUACAGACCGACCAAAAAUUUUACUCACUGCCCGCAUGAUCUGAGACCCAGUUUUUAAUUGAAUCCUGGCUUUUGAUUAUAGGACAAAUAUCCAGCAUUGUCAUGAAAGUUUUUCCAUUUCUUGUUGUCAAUAGUGAUAUAUAGUGAUAUUUAUUAUCUGACAGGAGCAAAAAUGCAAAUAUAUGAAUUGUUUCUAUUUAAUGUUUUGAUAAAGAUGAUAUCAAGGUCACAUACCUAUAACAUGUAUUGGCCACUUACUGACCUUGCCCUAAAUUUUAACGCCAUUGCCUGAGGAUUUAUUUUUGUACAGGCAACUUUAAUGGGCAUGAUACUCAAAGGUGGCAUUAUUACCUAGAUAGCACCCGGACUGUGAUUGCAUGGAGUUAGACUCAGGACUAGCUGUGGGAAAUAGAGAUGAGUAGCCUGGGUGAACCAGACAAGCCUGCAGACUGGUCUGGAAAGGAGCCCAUCGACAUCCGUUUCCAAAUCACCAAAAACCCAGGAACGUAUAUUGUCUUUGGAACUGAGUAAACACCUGCAUUUAAAACCCUUGUUUACAAGAAUGUGUGUUUGCUGCACAUUUAAUGUAGUAAGAGUUUAAUGCAGCAAUGUUAGUGUAAUCACUGCUGGUUACACACAUAAGUUGUAAAACGGGUAGUUCAGAAAACGGGUGUCAAUGGGCUCCUUUCCAGAGGGAACUGCAGAGCAAUUCAAAUGAGCUAACAGGUUUGUCUAGGUCAUGGAGGUAUUAUAUAUAACUGGAGAGAGUGACUAAGUCCCGCCCUCCAUACAAAUGAAUGGUGGAGGCUAGGCUAGUAAAUCCGGCCAAUUCAUAGUCAACGCCAUCUUGAACACUGGGGUUCGGAUCCAGCGCCAGUCGGCUCUGACCAUGCGCCAAGUUACAAAGCUG
Messenger RNA from Alosa alosa (allis shad), 2968 nucleotides. RefSeq names its product thymic stromal cotransporter homolog. The transcript is spliced from 4 exons. The coding region runs from base 249 to 1529 and encodes 426 amino acids. Gene Ontology annotation, cellular component: membrane. The record is from RefSeq and is a predicted model, not a curated record. Gene Ontology annotation, molecular function: transmembrane transporter activity. Gene Ontology annotation, biological process: transmembrane transport. NCBI's taxonomy places the organism in Eukaryota, Metazoa, Chordata, Actinopteri, Clupeiformes, Clupeidae.